AUGCUUCAGUUUGCUGAUGAUUUGGUAAUCUGGGCAGCGAGCAGCAGUAGAGCGGAGGUCACGAGGAAAUUGUCGGAGGCAACCGAGAAGAUAGAGUGGUUUCUUCAUAGUAAGGGCCUCGAUCUUUCGAUCAGCAAAUCUGCAUCGAUCAACUUUACGAGGAGCACACGCUCUCGACCGGAUAGGGAGGCUGUCGUCGUUCAUCGGCGGGAGAUUCCUGUUGUUGCUAAGCAUAGGUUCUUGGGCGUUCUGAUAGACCGGAGCUUCUCGGGCAGAGCACAUCUGGAAUACAUCACAAACAAGUGUCGCAGUAUCGUCAACGUAAUAUCUUCUUUGGCGGGAGUGUGGUGGGGUGCCCACCCACUGCUUCUACUAAACGUUUACAGAGCACUGAUGCGGAGUGUCAUGGAAUACGGACACCAAAUUUUUUUUACAAAGGGUAACCUCACGAAGCUGGAAGUUCUUCUGAAACUGAGAAAUCGAGCGCUGAGAACGGCACUGGGAUACCGCGCGUCCACUCCCAUCAAUGUCAUCCUCGAUGAAGCCAGGGAGCCUCCAUUCCUGAUUAGAAUGGAAAUGCUGAACACCAGGUUUAUCUACAGAUGUGCGGCUAGGCUGGACAGCUCGGUCAUUGGCGAGAUCGAUGCUAUGGCGGCCAGUUCUACUUCCUUCCAUCGUAGAGUCUGGAUGAUACAGAAUAUACCUACAGUCAAGACAUACAUCAAAAUUAAGGACGAUUUGGCGGGGGUUCACGGGACGGCGGGCCCUCCUUGUUUCUCGGGGAGCCUUGGUUCAUUGACCUGCCGCCCUGAGUACGUGCGCUGCUUCUUGCAGGAUAACGGAGAUCGUGCUGACAUUAUGGCUGCCUUCAGAGAACAGGUAGGAGAAAUUCUCGACGGAGCACUUACGAUUUACACUGACGGUUCCAGGACGAGCGGAGAGUUUCCCAGCACAGGAGCUGGUGUCUAUUCGCCAGAGCUUAAUGUGCGCAUCUAUACCAGGCUACCGGGUAUUGCUUCGAUUUUUUCGGCCGAGGCCUGGGCGAUUGUAUUGGCCUUGGAACUAUGUCUGGAACAAGGCAAAAGCUAUAAGAACGUAGUGGUGCUUUCGGACUCCAGGAGUGUUCUGGAUGCAGUGACCUCGGCGGACCCAUUUCCGAAGAAUUAUUUGAUCUCACGUAUCAGAGAGCUGGUGUUGAGUGCGAGAGAAGCGGAAAUCAACGUUACGAUGGUAUGGAUACCCUCUCACAGAGGUAUAAUUGGCAACGAGGAGGCGGAUAGAUUAGCGGCGAAGGCGCACUCUGCAAAUAUAUCGGAGAGCUUCAAGAUACCAUUCGCAGAUUUAUAUACCUCGGCCCGUAGCAAUAUGCAAUCAGCUGCUAGUGAGUUUCACAAAAAUAAGGCACAAGAAAAGGGCAAAUUGUAUUUUCAACACUUCCAUUCAAAUGCUCCCAGACCAUGA
Vollenhovia emeryi is the source of this 1461-nucleotide messenger RNA. RefSeq lists its product as uncharacterized. The record is from RefSeq and is a predicted model, not a curated record. NCBI's taxonomy places the organism in Eukaryota, Metazoa, Arthropoda, Insecta, Hymenoptera, Formicidae. Gene Ontology annotation, biological process: DNA replication, removal of RNA primer. Gene Ontology annotation, molecular function: nucleic acid binding; RNA-DNA hybrid ribonuclease activity. The transcript has a single exon. The coding region runs from base 1 to 1461 and encodes 486 amino acids.